CAAUGUACAUCGUCAAGAGAAGAGAAGGGAUCGGAAGAAAGGAGGGAGCGUGCAAGAGAGGCGAGCGGCGGCGCCAAGAUUCAAGGAGCGAGAACCUCUUCUUUCAACAUCCAUUGCGGCUCUCCGGCAUCCCUUCAAGCGCAACUAUGACAUCCAUUUCUUCUGUGUAGCCAAUCUGACGACGUACGUACCCCCUAGGUUAAGCGAGAAGUCAGUGGUCAGUCUUCUUCAGAUCGCGUGCUAUUCUUGGCCCUGUGCCGUGGACAUCUUUAGGUCGUUCCAUCUUGAUUGAUCUGAAAGACGAGAGGGACGUGCAUGCGGACAUGCAUGAGCUGUGAGAGACGUCAGCCAAUGAAUUACAUCUUUCCAAUAGCUGGUAUUGUUCAAACUGCUUCUGUAGGUUAUUAGCUACACAGCUUUUGAGGCGUGCAGAAAUCCUCUUUCUUUUAACUGCAGUAGUUUCAGAAAUCAAACCAAGUCCAAUGCAUUCUCGAUUUUCGUGAGUACUGAUUUCUUAUCGGAUCGAAAACUUCGAUAGACAUACGAUGGUCUCUGAUCUCGCCCUCUGCAAGAGAUGGUAUAUGAUCUGCAGAAUGGGAUAACUCCUGAUGAUCUCUCUCUGCAAUUUGCAGUUUGUGUCUGAGGAGAAGCGAUAUUCUAACACUUUCGAACUACAAGUCGAGAAUCGAACAUUUCCAACAAGUUAACCGAAAGAUUUUACCAGGCUGAACAUUCUUGGAGGAGGUUCUAUGGACACCAUGAUUGAACCUGCAUGCAGGCAAAGACAGCGCAACAACUGCAUUUUGAGGAACAUGGUUUCCGUAUCUUAUAUGGCUGGAAGACUUGCACCCUCUACAUUGCAUAGUCCGAUACAUUUUCAAGCGACAUGCAACAGAGGCCAAGAACAGAACUAUGACCAGUUCUCAGCACCCUUAUUGACGCAAAAAGAAGGGGAGAAUGUCAAACUGUUGUUGAAUAGCUCUUCAUGCAUUACUUCUGGCGUUGGAGAUGAAACUUUCACCAGAUCGCCAUCACCGAUUGCAUCUUCAAGAUUACAUCUGGGCACCUGCCAUCGAGGAUUGCCUUUCGAUGAAUCCAGAUCACGGGUCUUUUCACAAAGACUUCUCUUCAUUCCAUCAGGCAAAGAAGAAGGCAAAGGAGGCAAGAUUGACAAAGGACCUUAUGGAUUUUUGAUAGAUUUUUUGAUGGGAGGAGUUUCUGCCGCAGUAUCAAAAACAGCUGCUGCUCCCAUUGAAAGGGUCAAGCUGUUGAUUCAAAAUCAAGAUGAAAUGCUGAAGUCAGGCCGUCUUGCAUCUCCAUACAAAGGCGUCGCCGAUUGUUUCAAAAGAACAAUUGGAGAUGAAGGAGUUGGUGCUCUUUGGAGGGGUAAUAUGGCUAAUGUCAUUCGAUAUUUUCCCACACAGGCGCUAAAUUUUGCAUUCAAAGAUUUUUUCAACAAACUUUUCGGCAUGAAGAAGGACAGAGAUGGGUAUUGGUGGUGGUUUGCGGGAAACUUAGCCUCCGGGGGCGCGGCGGGGGCUUCAUCUCUUGCUUUCGUGUACUCCUUGGACUUUGCCCGUACUCGUUUGGCCAACGAUGCCAAAUCUGUGAAGAAAGGAGGUGGAGAAAGGCAGUUCAACGGGCUUGCAGAUGUCUACAGGAAAACCAUUGCUUCUGAUGGAAUUGUUGGGUUGUAUCGAGGCUUUAACAUCUCGUGUGUUGGUAUUGUGGUGUAUCGUGGACUUUACUUUGGUCUGUACGAUUCUCUCAAGCCAGUCGUUCUCGUCGGUCCUCUCGAGGGGAGUUUCGGUGCGAGUUUCUUGCUUGGAUGGGGAAUUACGAUUGCAGCAGGGUUGGCGUCGUAUCCACUGGAUACAGUGCGGCGCCGUAUGAUGAUGACGUCCGGAGAGGCUGUAAAAUACAAGAGUUCAAUGGAGGCGUUCAACAAGAUAGUUGCCAAGGAAGGUUACAAAUCUCUCUUCAAGGGAGCAGGAGCCAAUAUCCUUCGCGCCGUAGCUGGGGCCGGUGUUCUGUCAGGCUACGAUCAGCUGCAGAUUAUUUUCUUCGGCAAGGCUUACAGUGGAGGUGGUGGGUAGCGAACUGGAUCCGGCAACCGUGAUCAAUCUCCUUCAAUUUUUGCAAUGUAGCUGAUAGAGGUCGAUCUUGCGGAGAUUUAUCUGACGUCUAUUGCAUUCCAUUUUCAGAAGCAAUCAGGAUGUGCAGUAACUCCGUGCUUAGUUUUGUACUCGGUUGUUGUCGGUUUGAGAAGCAGCAUCAGCUGCUCGCUUGAAUUCCUGAAACUUUGAUGGGUCCAGGUUUCCAGGUUUUGAAUUUUAUUGAGGUUAAGCACGUGCCCAGCUGGCCAAAAAAUUGUCUUAAAGUUUCAGUUUUGCUAAAUAGUUUAGUCAUUAUCUGAGCUUUCAUGAUCUAUUUCUGUUUCCAUUGCAUGUGUUUCUUACAAGAAGUAAUCAUUUUGGAUGUUGAAGAUGAUUUACUUCU
This is a messenger RNA of Marchantia polymorpha subsp. ruderalis, 2499 nucleotides long. The record is from the annotation of a GenBank genome assembly. Lineage: Eukaryota; Viridiplantae; Streptophyta; Marchantiopsida; Marchantiales; Marchantiaceae.